CACAAUGGUGGUGGGCGAAGUGAAACGGUCCACCAAUAUCAUGGACGGGAUAGAGAACACCGGGGACGUGCGGCUGCACGACCACCGGUUACGGCUCAAACAGAGGUUUGACAUAGUCAGAAAACUAGGUCAAGGCACGUACGGGAAAGUUCAGCUUGGCAUCAACAAGAAGACUGGGCAGGAGGUCGCCAUAAAAACCAUAAAGAAAUGCAAGAUCGAAUCUGAAGCGGACCUGGUCCGCAUUCGGAGAGAGGUGCAGAUCAUGUCUUCCGUGAGGCAUCCGAACAUUGUACAUAUUUAUGAAGUAUUUGAAAACAGUGAAAAGAUGAUACUCGUGAUGGAGUAUUGCUCCGGCGGAGAACUGUAUGAUUAUCUUAGUCAGAAAAAAGUAUUACAAGAAGAAGAGGCUAGAAGGUUAUUUCGUCAGAUAGCGACUGCUGUGUAUUAUUGCCAUAUUCAUAAAAUUUGCCAUAGAGAUUUGAAGUUGGAAAAUGUAUUGCUCGAUCACACUGGUAGUGCCAAGAUUGCUGAUUUCGGUCUCUCAAACGUAUUCAAAGAGACAUCGCUUCUGUCCACAUUCUGCGGGUCACCGCUGUACGCGUCGCCUGAAAUCGUUAAAGGAACGCCGUACAUCGGCCCUGAGGUGGAUUGUUGGUCGUUGGGGGUGCUUCUUUAUACUCUAGUCUACGGAGCCAUGCCGUUCGACGGCUCCAACUUCAAGCGCUUGGUGCGACAGAUUAGCAACGGCGACUAUUAUGAGCCCAAGAACCCUUCGUCUGCGUCACCGCUCAUUCGCGAUAUGCUCACGGUGGAUCCGCUGAAACGUGCCGACAUCGCGUACAUUUGCGACAAUCCAUGGGUGAACGCCGGUUGCGAGACGUCAUGCCUGGAGAUGGCAGAGUUGCUAGCGGCUGAGACACCAGUGCGCUUGGAUUUGCUACUGUCUCUAGCGCCGGCUGCGCCUUCCAACUCAAACUCUGUCGUCGUGCCCUCGUCAGAGCAAGCAGAACUGGGCCCAGAGGAGAGCGGAGCAGACCUCACGAGCUCCGCGUCUAAGGCCGUGGAGCCUAGCAAUUCCGCUGAGAAGAGGAUCCUUGAACUGGUGGCAGAGGGUGGUGAAGACGCGAUCAAACCGUCGCCGACGCGUACGAUAGUGUCGGCAAGCGACAACAAGCGGAAGUUAGAACUGGCUAUGUCUGCCAGCGGUCUACAGAGGAAGAAGGAACGCGUUGCCAGCUGUGCAAGCAUCUCGCCACAAGCGCCCGUGCCAGAAGAAACUCCCGCCGACACGCCGCCAGAACCAGAACCAGAGACGAGCGUGCAGCCAGGCCUGAAGUCAUCAGCUACAAUCACAAUCGCUCCCUCGCCUGCGCCUGAGCCCGGCCCUGCCCCCUCUGUGCCCGCCCCCGCGCCCGCCCCUCUACCCGCGCCCAAACCAGUGAAGGAGCCUGCUAAGGGCCGCGCCACGUCCACGCCGCGGGAGAAAACUAAGGAAGAAAAGCCUGAGAAAAAGGAGGAGCCUAAGGUCGAAGAAACUAAGCCAAGUGCUGUAGCAUCUGCCGCGGACAAACUGACGUCCCUAUCUCUAUCGCAGCCGACACCAGCCAACCAGACUCCGGUUAAGCCCAAGAAACUCUCCAUACCUGGCGGCAAUGUGGGUAGCUUCAAGGAUCAGUUCGAGAGAAGAGCGUCUCUGACGUCACCACCAGAGCCGAAACGAAUAGUGCCCAAACCAGUAGUGUCCAAAAUUGCCAAGCCCAAAGCGCAGAGUGAGGAGCGUGAAUCGGCGCCGCGGCCUGAGCCCGGCUCUGUGCGUUUGCAACAGAUCGGCAUCGAGCCCUCGCCGACACCAACAGAAGAGCCGAGUCGCGGCGGCGUGAAGAAGACCGAGAGUGAACCCUCGCACGGCACUCCCGCUGUCGACCCCUCUGUACUGCUGCAAGACGCUAGGAGAAGUCUACAAAACUCAAUGGCAAAACUCGUUGAAGAGAAAGCCGGUGAAGAAAACCGCAGGCGAGCGGCUCGCGAUAUCAUCUCUACUGCCAUACGUACAGAUCCCCCAGGCAAGCCGCCAGUGCCAUACGGGCGGUCGUCGUCGGCGGGCGUGGCGUCGCUAGUGUCGCCGCCCGGCACGCCGCCUGCCGCGCCUUCGUCCACGCCGAGAGUGUUCCGCACAGAGGCGCAGCAUCGUGUAGAAGACCAUCGUAAUAGGGGCGUGUCAGUGGAGCGCAUCAUCCCCAUCCAUGUGGCUGAAGAUGCGCCGGCGCCGUCCACGCCGAAGCCGGCGCCGCCUGCCACGCCGCCCGCCGCGCCCAGGCCCGCACAGACACCGCUCAGGCGGCUGGUAUCAUCCGAAUCCAGCGCAAGCGAAGCGUGCUCCAGCCCCGGCGAGCCGAUCAAGAAGUCUGCGCGCGAGUUCAUCAUCCCUAUCGCGGUGGAGGGCAAGGGCUACGUCACGCCGCGCCAGAGGAGCCUCGAGCCAGAAGCCGCUUCUACCACUUCUCGUGUGCCAAGGACACCCAAACCGAGGCGGAUCAGUAGCCUUGUCAGCGGUGGAGAAUCAGAGGAAGAAGACGAUACACACAUGCACAGACUGCGGUCGACGCGCGCGGCCCGAGCGGAGUCGGUGAGCUCGGGCGAAGAGGACGAGGAGGACGAAGGCUUCCACCUGCUCACGGCUGAGAACCUGUUCUCCACGCUGCUACACAGGGUUCGCGCGUUAACCAACCGGCUCAACGGCGAGGAAGGGCCGGGCUUCCCGCACCACCCGCACUCGCUGUUCAACAACCUGCAGUCGCCUUUCUUCAACAGCCCCCACUUACCCAGGAGACAUCUGUUUCGCGAAGGUUGGGGCGCGCGCGACCUGCACGCGAACUUCGACUCUAUGUUCAACAAGCCGCGCCACGCGCCCCGAGGCGGUAGUAAGAAAAGUAAGGAACCGCGGGCGCGCGCCGACGACGGCGACGCGCUCGACCUGUCCGACCUCGACCUCAGCGCGAUACAGUUCUCCGAGCGCGAGAUGCGCGCGCUGUCCGGCCUCACGCCCGCGCUCUCGCGCCGCCUGCAGCGCCAGCUGCUCGCACACCUGCCGCCGCGCGCCGCCACGCGCCUGCGCCGCACGCUCUCGCUGCGCGACCCCGCCGACCCCGCCGCCGACCCCGCCACCUCCGACCCCGCGCCCGCCGACCCGCCGCCCGACCGCCCGCCCGGGGCGGAGCGCUCCGUCUCGCUCGACCUCGACACCGAAUCGUCGCUCGCCCAGUUCUGUACGCUGCCGCGGCUCCGGCGCCGCUCGUCGGCGUCGCGCGAGAAGUCGCCGCCGGGCGAGGCCGCGCCGCCGCCGCCCGAGCCGCGCUCGCGCCCGCUGCUCAGCAAGUACCUGACGCCGGAGCGCGCGCUGUCGCUGGACGACUCCUCGCACUCGUCGGAGGGCAGCGUGCCGUCGGAGGCGGGCGGCGCGCGGCGCCACUCGAUGCGCCUCGCGGGCGAGCCGGCGCGGCGCCGCGUGUCGCGCUUCCUGCGCUCGGACUUCUUCGACGCCCCGCCGGACGAGACCGCGCUCGCGCGCCGCCGGAAAGAGAAGGAGCUCGAGACUCAGAAGAUCCUCCGGGAGAUCAGGGAGAAGAGGAACAGGUCCCUCGAGGCCGCCGGCGUCGCGAGCCCGACGGAGGCGGACGACCCGGCGAGGAAGUGCCUGUCGCCCGUGUCGCUGCUCGGCGGCAAGGAGCGCAGCAGGUCGAACACGCCGUUCUUCCCGAUCCUGGACAACAUCAAGGAGACGGCGGCGGACACGUCGCCGGCGGCCACGCGCGAGCGCCGGACGGCGGCCGAGCGGCCUCGCUCGCGCGUCGAGGACUCGCUCGGGCGGGAGUCGCGGCUGACGCGGCCGCGCAGCUACCCGGUCAAGAACCUCGACGCCGCCGACGAGCCCGGCCUGACCCCGGCCGAGAGCAACGAGGAGAACGAGUGCCGGGACAAGAGUCUGCAGAGGGAAUCCAAACUGAUCCGACCGAAGAGCUACCCCGCGAGCAGUCCCUCUCCCGAAAAGGUGUACAUAGACCGCACCCUCAGCAAGAGAGACGAGCCGCGGGCGGCGGCCGCCGAGGAGUCUCGGAAAGAGGCCGGCGAGCACGUAAAAGGCGAUGGGGCGCGGGCGGCGGGCGACGCGGGCGGCGCUGCCGACGUCGAAGUUAGCUUUAGUAUUACCUUACCCAAGAAGAAACCCGAAAAAAUUAGCAAAUUAGAUUCGCUCGAAAUUUGCGAGCCCUCGUCUCAAACUGUGGUGACUGCGAAAGUCGACGGCGAUAAAUCCACGAGUGACAGUCUUGUCGUUAGGAAGUAUCAGAUAAUUAAUAGCGCCGAUGACAAACCGGACCAAAAGAUUGAAAACGGUAUCGUCAGUAACGGUGGGUCGAAAGACAUCAUCGACAAAGCCAAUUUGAACGCUGACGAAGCUAAAACGAAGCAGAAGGCGACAACGAACGCCAAGAAAGAUGAGGUGAAAGCGAAGACCGACGGAGAGGCUGGUGAAAAGAAGGGUACGAUAAAGAAAAAGAUCAUCAGGAAAGUUUCCUUGAAAUCAAAGACUGAGUUAGGAAGUAGCCAAGACGCCGGCGAGGGAAAAGCGCCGACCGAGAAGAAAAAAGUCACAAAGAAAGUGAAAGAAAAACCUGCCGAGGAUGGAACUAAACCCGCUACGGUCACAAAAAAGAAAUCUGUCCUACAAUCGAUCGGGCACAAGUUAGAAAAGUUUACAUCGACAAAAUCUAGUUCCCCGGAAAAGGGAGCCGACAGUGGCACUGCUGCUAGUAAAAGUACCGAUAAUUCCAAAGUUAGUAGAACUCAGAGAGAGCAGUCUGUGCCCGUCACAGCUGACCCGCCCACUGAGUCGAAUCUUAUCAAAAGAGCCGUCACGCUUACUGAUGUCGCUGCUUUAGAAACGCAACCUGCUAAUAAUACCAAAACCACUGUCUCAAAAGUACUGGGUCUCUUCAAAAAAUUCGAACCCAAAGAAAAACCCUCAAAACCGCCCAUUGAGACGUCACUAAGUGAGAACCUGGAAAAAGAGAAGAUAGAAAUAAACAACUUGGCUAGCAGCAAACCCGAUAUAGUAGCAGAAUUAAUAUCAGAGAGCACCGAAAAAGAUAAGCCCAGGCGGCCGACGUCCUUAUUGCUCAACGGAUUAAGUCGCAAAAACAAAUAUGGCAGGACGGCGAGUGACAGUGUGUCCGCAGCGUAUACAGAAACUGAUGACCCACCGGUACUUAAAAAAGACGAACCUAAGAACCUGAGAAACACUUUAAAACUCGACUUCUCCAGAUUGCCAAGAGUGAAAAAAAUAGUUCCUACAAAUCCUGUGAUAGAACCGCACGUUAUGAAUUUGACAUCGGAAGAUAAAGACGCCGAAAAGAAAAGUGUAUGCGAAAAGAACGGCACAAUAUCUGACGGCAUUUCUAAUAUCGAAAACGAAGAUGCGCAAAGCCGGAGCAGAUCUCGCAGCAGGUCCACCGUUUCCAACUCAGAACUCAAGUCCGAUCUCAGCGCAGAAGGCAAGCCCUCGGACAAAUAUUCCGUGUCGCCUUCCGAGACCACCGCGCACCAUCCGUUACGUAAUCGAGAGUCGACCACGCCCGAAAAGGAAGAUAUAGUUGACAGAAUACGAAGGAAAAGCUUUUACUCCAGGUUUAAUGAAAAGAAGCAACGCAGGAAGAGCAGCCUGGUGGGCCCCGGCGCAGCCGAGUACGACCCGCUGGCCAGGAUACACUCGCCGCCCGCCGAACCCAAGCUCGACGCCUCUCCCACCUCCCCCGGUAUCUUCGACCUGUCCCCGGGCUACUCCGUCGCCUCCGACCUGUCGCCGUCCACGGAACGUUACAGGACUCUGUUGACGGAUCUAUCCAUUAGCAAUAGGAAUAAUAUUAGGUACGAUAAUCACGGACUGAACGAUAAAAUUGACACAUACCGAUCGCUGGACAGAAACGAUUUUAGAAAAUACCCCGGCAGCAGGAGUUAUCUGGACUACGAUCAGCCCACCUCGUAUGGCACUCACAGAUAUUCCAGAACCAAGUCUCUGUUGGACGACGGGCUCGACGAACCGAGUCUCGGUCAGAUCAGAGAUCCGCUGAAAUAUAGCAGAACCCUCUCCAUGUAUUCCCCUGGAAGUUACGCUACGUACAGACCGAAGCGAACGACGCGGAACUCUGCAAUAAUACUGAAAGAAAGCGAAAAGGAACCGAGCCCCGAAAAUAUACUGGAAAAAAUUAGACAAAGAAAGAAGAUAUCGAUCAGCGUGACUCGGAAACCGGACCCCGAAAAGGACCCACUGCCAAGAUCCACUGUCUCACCUAAAGGCGAAGGCGACGGUGCAGAACGCUCUGAGAAAGCUGACUGAGAGGAACUAUUGAAGCGCGAACACUAAACGAAUCAAUUUUGUGAUUUACUUAAGCAUUUGUUAUCGAGUCACCAUUUGAAACUUUUGUCUGACGUUUUGUAGAAUAGUUAACGGAGUCCCAAAAAGGUUCCCACUUAUGUUUAGCGACCGUUGUGUUAACAAACGCGAUAUGAUCUGAAGUCGAGGCAGAAUCGAUGAAAUCUUGCCAAAAGCCCUGCACAAAUGUUAUAGUGUUGUAUUAGUAACACGAAUCUCACCAACGACACGUGCUUACCGUAAGACUGUCUUUAGUGGCAAACGUAGAUGUAUACUCAAAUUUCAAUGAAUCUCCGUCGAAAUUUUGUAUGUAUAGGCAAUCACGAAAUUUUUUAGUUCCUUAUUUCACGUAUUGAGGGCUUAUAAAAUUGAUUUUUGAAAAAUCGAAUAGGAGUAAGUAUAUCCACAGUCUCAUUGUAUUCUGAAAAUUCUGUACAUUAUUACUAUAUUUUAUUUAUUGACAGUAUUUGUUAUACCGUAGUUUCAUCUCGAACUGCGCACAGACUGCGAAGUAUUUUAUGACAGCUUUUUGAAAGCUGGACAGGUUAUUAAUUACAUAACUAACUAUUGAAAUGUUAUAUUUUGCAAAGAACAGACUUUGUUUGUUAAGUGUUUAUUGUAAAUUGAUUCUUAUGUGCCUUUAUAAAACAUAAGUGACUGGAUUUGAUAUUAGUCCAUUUUAUUGAAAAUGAUAAAAUGACACGAUUUUAAGUGUGUGUUUGCACAAAUACGUUUUACUCAGUAUGUUUAAUAUUAAUUUUUCAUAGUAAUUUUAUCGAUUUUACAUUUUUAUGUGACCCUAAGUCAGACGUAAGUUAUUUUUUUUAUCAUAAUCAUAUAGUAUUGAAUGCUAAGUCACGUUGUAACAGUAAUCGAAUAGUUGGUGCUUAGAUGAUUUUGUUAGGAAUAACUUGUAUUUAUAGAUUGGACGUGUUAUAGGAUCACUCACUGACACUAUUACAUUUAGUAACAGAUUAGCGUUUUUAAUUGUUAGAUUUAUAUGAAAUUGGAUUUCCAGACCGACAGAUAAAAUCCACACGAAUGUAAAGUAUUAUUAUAUGAAAUUAUAUUUGUUGCCAUUUUGUAUACCUGUACACGCGCCAAUAAAAUUGACUUGUUGAAUAAUAGAGGUGUAAAACUAAAAUAUAACUAUAUACAUGAGUUUGACAUUUUCAUUUAUCAUCUGUGAACUAUUUAAUAAAUUUAUUUAUUAAGUGUGUGGUGAUUUUUAAUAUUUCUCGUAGAUGCUAUGCAGUGACCCGGACUGUGAUUGUUU
Messenger RNA from Ostrinia furnacalis (Asian corn borer), 7703 nucleotides. RefSeq names its product Nuak family kinase 1 (gene Nuak1). Gene Ontology annotation, cellular component: cytoplasm. NCBI's taxonomy places the organism in Eukaryota, Metazoa, Arthropoda, Insecta, Lepidoptera, Crambidae. The record is from RefSeq and is a predicted model, not a curated record. The coding region runs from base 5 to 6391 and encodes 2128 amino acids. Gene Ontology annotation, biological process: intracellular signal transduction; microtubule cytoskeleton organization; protein phosphorylation. Gene Ontology annotation, molecular function: tau-protein kinase activity; ATP binding. The transcript has 27 exons.